UGUCACGUGACUCGGGUCAGAGGUAGCUCGAGUUCCAAGGACAUAAUAUGGCAGGGUCGUCGAAGAAGGUAUAUGAGGUGUUUGUGUCUAAAAUACCAUGGACCCUUGCAAGCAAGGAGAUGAAGGACUACUUUGGGCAGUUUGGUCAAGUCAAGAAAUGCCUUGUUCCCUUUGACAAAGAGACAGGCUUCCACAGAGGCUUCUGCUGGAUCGGCUACACGUCCGAGGAAGGCCUGAAUAAUGCUCUCCAGAAAGACCCACACGUACUGGAGGGAUCCACGCUUCAAGUUCAAAGAAACAGAAAAGUGUUUUUGGGGCAGAAAACAAACAAAGAGGUGGUGGAGACAAGCUGAGGGUGUUUGUAUAUAUGAGGGGUGAAUUCAAUACCUAUAUGGAAACAGAACUAGGCCACCCAACAGUAUUCUUUUUUCCCCCGUUCUUCAUAGUAGUAUGUCUUCAUAUAUUUAUUGUAAUUUAUCAAAAUAAAGAGACACAAUGUUUGUUUUGCAUGGAUGAAGGAAGUGUUUAUUUUUAUAUCCUGUUAGUAACUGCAUAUUAAUCCUUACUAAGCUAACAUAUGGAAUUGUUUCAAGAUGGUCAUACCAAGGAUCAUUUAGCUAUUUGAUUUUGAAUUUUAGGAGACCUUAGGGUAUAUAAGAAAUAUCCAAAAAUGAUUUGGUAAAAUGUUGAAUUUGAAUUAUAGAUCAGCAAACUAUACAAAACAAACAUUGACCUCUUAUUUUAGGCACUUUUUUUCCCCAUACCAUUUUUCAACUGGUCCGGGCUACCUUCAGACUAGGCUUGUGGGCAUCCUAGAGCAAAACAACCAUGUUCGUGAGACACCUUUCCAAAGAGGGGUCAUAUUCGUGUGUAGCCCUAACUGUUCUGACGCUAUGGACAGAAGUUGUCAGAUUGGCUGUACCGACGAUAUCAGACGAGUCCUGUGAUGCUUGUGGGGGUUGUAGAGCAAAACGGAGAACACCAUCGCGUUUGUAAGAGUCAUCUUUCCAUAGCGUGGUCAUAAUAGUUCAGAUGCUACAGACGUUUCUGUGAGAAGACUGAUUUUUCAGGAUUUCUCAUGGUCUGACAAACACUGCUGUUUCUGUGUUGUGGCUUUAACUGGUUGAGUAAUUUCGUAGUUCACAGACAUUUUGUUUGGAAUAAAAAUACAUUUUUAUACAUGAAUGCUUGAUAUUAAAGUAAUGGUAGUACGUAAUGUUUUAUUUUGACACACCCCAGUCAACUGUGAGAAUGGAUCCUAGUCGAAAACAUUGAAUGACUUGAAUCUACCUUUUUUUUGUGGGAACAAGGCGUACCUAUACCUCUCCUCUCUUCUGCCCCAGUUGUAUAAUCUUCUGCUUCUUUGCCAUCUUCUUGUCCUUUACUCUAUUGUCUUCCUUUCUCUGCUUCUCCUUCCUCUUUUCCUUCUCCCAUUCAGAGCCAGUGUCCUCAUCUGAACUCGCUUCUUGCGCUGACUCUUCCUGGGGCCUUGUGUGUUGUCCUCUUGACAACUAUAUUUUUAUGAAACAUCUGUUAGCCCCUCUUGGUGGCAUACUCCUACCUCCUGCCCUCCAACUUCCUCAGAUGCUUCUGUGCCGCUUCCUCCCUCAAAUCACUAAAGAAAUCAGCGCACUGGUUAUGCUCCUCUUCCAUUCUGGUUGCCUCUGCUUUCUUCCUGUGCUCCUUUCUUCUGGAUUCCAGCCUCACCUGCUCCAGGAGUUCUUUCUCCUCUUUCCUCAUCUCCUUUUCCCCCCAGCUCUCUGGCUUUUUUCUCCCCCUCACCUUUUUCUCUGCCUUCCACUCCAGCUCUUUUUGAUUCUUCAAGCAUUUCACUAUUAGUCUACACCUGUUUUUUACAUAACAUGUGACAAAUAAAAUUGGUUUUAAGUUGA
Messenger RNA from Oncorhynchus tshawytscha (Chinook salmon), 1892 nucleotides. It is a transcript of the gene slirp, whose product is annotated as SRA stem-loop interacting RNA binding protein. The record is from RefSeq and is a predicted model, not a curated record. Gene Ontology annotation, molecular function: poly(U) RNA binding; poly(G) binding; mRNA 3'-UTR binding. The coding region runs from base 48 to 353 and encodes 101 amino acids. Gene Ontology annotation, biological process: spermatogenesis; positive regulation of mRNA splicing, via spliceosome. The transcript is spliced from 4 exons. Lineage: Eukaryota; Metazoa; Chordata; Actinopteri; Salmoniformes; Salmonidae.